Perkinsus marinus ATCC 50983 is the source of this 327-nucleotide messenger RNA. RefSeq lists its product as hypothetical. The coding region runs from base 1 to 327 and encodes 108 amino acids. The record is from RefSeq and is a predicted model, not a curated record. NCBI's taxonomy places the organism in Eukaryota, Perkinsozoa, Perkinsida, Perkinsidae. The transcript is spliced from 2 exons.
AUGAGCAAUUCUCUCUUAUUCGUCGGUCUGUGCUCCUUGAUUGCCUUAUCUCAGGGUGACAGUCCGCACAUCCGAGGCGUAUUCGACAAGAUCACUGACUUGAGUGGUUCUGUCUAUACUCCCGAUGAGCACUCUGAACAUUUCUCCCGCUUCAAAGAUCAGCUGGAUGAGGUGCUUCUGAAGGAAGAACUACUAACUGACUCCUUGAUUGAGCUCUUCAACAACACUGAGCCGGCUUUAUUGCAAUCCAUGGUUGGCAAAAUCAACUCGAUGCAGCAGUCGUGGACGGCUUCCAAAGAUCAGCCACCUUUCAAGGGUACGCGAUGA